Molecule: messenger RNA, 1842 nt
Organism: Daucus carota subsp. sativus
Lineage: Eukaryota; Viridiplantae; Streptophyta; Magnoliopsida; Apiales; Apiaceae
Product: probable sugar phosphate/phosphate translocator At3g17430
Exons: 11
Coding region: 324-1463 (379 amino acids)
Cellular component (GO): endosome; trans-Golgi network; Golgi apparatus
Molecular function (GO): antiporter activity
Source: RefSeq, a predicted model, not a curated record
AGUGAUAUCUAUUUUCUCAACACGUUACUUUCAUUUUAUUCUUUUUAUUUUUUACUUAAAUUACUCUCCUAGCUAAUCGGUGAAGUAAAGACAAAGCUGCUGCUCGCUCUAGAUUCUCGCUUCUUUAUCACUUGUUUAUCUGUUGCAGAGAGAGAGAGAGGGAGAGGGAGAGAUUUUGUGAUUGUACCGUUAAUUUGUAGCUGCAUGAUUCCUGGUUAUACAGACUAGGAGCCAUACUGUAGCUGGCCUUUGAUGCAAUGGGUUAAAAGUUCAUAGACUGUAAUACGUAAGGGCAAUCUUGUGAAAGACAUCAUUGAGGAAAAAUGAUGAACAAGUCACUCUUUUUGACAUACUUGUACCUACUUGUCUACAUUUUGCUCUCCUCUGGAGUUAUAUUGUACAACAAGUGGGUUCUAUCUCCAAAGUACUUCAAUUUUCCGUUCCCUAUAACUCUUACAAUGAUUCAUAUGGGAUUUUCUGGAGCAGUAGCAUUUUUUCUCAUUCGUGUUUUGAAGGUUGUUGCGCCUGUUAAAAUGACAUUUGAAAUAUAUGCAACAUGUGUGAUACCAAUAAGUGCCUUCUUUGCUUCAAGUCUCUGGUUUGGGAACACAGCUUACUUGCAUAUAUCUGUCGCUUUCAUUCAGAUGCUUAAAGCCCUAAUGCCAGUUGCAACAUUUCUCAUGGCUGUUUUAUGCGGCACUGACAAAUUAAGAUGGGAUGUCUUCUUGAAUAUGUUGCUGGUCAGUGUUGGGGUGGUUGUUUCGUCAUACGGGGAAAUCCAUUUUAAUGUGAUUGGUACAGCUUAUCAAGUCACUGGCAUAUUUGCAGAAGCUUUGAGGCUUGUCUUAACUCAAGUUCUGCUGCAAAAGAAAGGCUUGACUCUCAAUCCUAUCACAAGCUUAUAUUACAUAGCUCCAUGCAGUUUCGCAUUCCUAUUUGUACCUUGGUACUUCCUGGAGCAGCCUGGGAUGGAAGUCUCACAGAUUAAAUUCAAUUUCUGGAUCUUUUUCUCCAAUGCCGUUUGUGCUCUAGCAUUGAACUUCUCAAUUUUCUUAGUAAUUGGUAGAACUGGAGCUGUGACCAUUCGAGUUGCUGGUGUUCUGAAAGAUUGGAUAUUGAUUGCUCUUUCAACUGUAAUCUUUCCGGAGUCCAUUAUUACUGGACUGAACAUUACUGGCUACGCAAUAGCACUCUGUGGUGUUGUCUUCUAUAACUACAUAAAAGUCAAGGAAGUUCGUUCAUCUCAACUUCCAGUUGAAAGUAUUCCAGAAAGAAUUACAAAGGAAUGGAAGUUGGAGAAAAAAUCAUCUGAUAUAUUCACACCUGAUACUGAAGAUGAUGGAAAUAAUGGUAGGAUUGUUAGUUCUGCUUCUGAUCUAAAUGUAGAUGAAGAGGCACCUCUAGUUCCUUCAUCUAGGAUCUCUCAUAUUGGACGCUCUCAGCUAAGCAACCGGGAUGCAUAGUUGCGAGAGUGCAAAUAAUGAUUUACAUAGAGAACCCUUUACUCUUUAAAGUCAAAGACAAGCUGCUGAGAAGUGAUGCAUGUAUUCUAUAGUCACCAGUAAAUAUCCAUUUUUUGUAGGGGAUAUGUAAAUUCUGAGCAAAAUUCAAUGUAGCAUCUAUUCAUCCGGCAGCUGGCUUGCUCAAGACCAAAGUUAUGCUUGGGUUCUUCAAUAGCAUUUUCUCUUUUUUUUUUCUUUUUUUGUUAUUUGCCUUGUCUGGAUGUGAUUUUAACAUUUACUACUAAAAGAGGGAUACAGUGUUUGUAUUCAUUCGAAUUUCAUUUAUUUUUAUUCAAUCAUAACGAUAUUUGUGAUUGGUAAAGAAGUUUAUCAUGGUGUA